Galleria mellonella (greater wax moth) is the source of this 1638-nucleotide messenger RNA. RefSeq lists its product as uncharacterized. The transcript is spliced from 6 exons. Bases 44 to 1282 code for a protein of 412 amino acids. Lineage: Eukaryota; Metazoa; Arthropoda; Insecta; Lepidoptera; Pyralidae. The record is from RefSeq and is a predicted model, not a curated record.
AUCUCUUUCUAGUCUCAGUAACCAUCCAGUUGAUACUUCUAAAAUGUACGUGCGAGUGGAUUAUAUAUUUUUUUUUAUUUUAGCAUUUUUUAUCAUAAGGGUAUUAAGCUCUGAAAUAUUAGACAAUGAGUUAAAUGUAAAUGACAUCCUGCGGACAGAUUUGAUGCCUACAUACUUCAUGAUGAGCGGAGAGAAUCAGGAUCAUGUUGAUGUAAGUGACACCAAAGUACAAGACGGAGCUAACAAUGGAUCAAUAGAUGCCGCUUUAUCAACCCUCUCCUUUCACAGACAAAUGAUGAACGAGUAUCAUUGUCGUAAUUAUGUUGCUGAACAAAUCUUGGAAGAGAUGGGCAAAAAUGCAUUACAAAGUCGACUUGGUAAACCUUUUGGCACCGAUGGGAAAGAAACUGCAUCAAUAACUAGACACACUCAAGAUAUCAGAAAUAACUUGAUGUAUGAUAUUGGCUCUGCUAAUUACCAGGAAUGGCUAACUAAAGUAGCAGCCCUCAACAAUGAAUAUCGUUAUAAUAAUACAGUGAUGUCCAUUAAUUCCUUUGGAAACAAUUCAAAACAAAUAUCCACGCCCAUAAAUCCUCUACUUCAAUAUUCUCAACCUCGAGACGGUUAUGAGGUAUUUGAGGCUGGUGAAGGGACAACUUAUGUAGAUCCGGAGGAACCUAUUCAAGAAGUAUCUAAAUAUAGUGGAGGAUAUGAAUACUCAAUGCCUCCACCUCCUCCUCCCCUUUACCACCACCCUCCUCCUCAAGUACACGUAGAGGAUACCAGUGAAGAACGAGAAAAACAUGGUCUUGGAAUAUCCGAACUCUUUGAGAUUUCUCUAACUGGCAUCGCAUUCUUGUCCUUCGCCAUGUUCGUGCUUCAAGUACUUAUGUGUAUUACUAUGAAUCCGGAGCAACCACAAAUUAUGCAAAUGGUAGAUAACACAGGCGACUCUUUGAACAUGGAGGAAAUCUUUCGAUUCAAACGCAACAGUGAAACUGAUGAGAGCUCUAAGCGGAGUAAUGUAUCGGCCGUAAAUAAUAUAGCACGAUACGCACUUCUUGUUCUCAAACCUCGCUCUACACCAUGUUUAUACAGGGCUUUGUGUUUGGGGAACAAACGAGCAAGAGAUCUUCGUAACAAUAGUCGUUACUGGCUACCUGUUUGGUAUGCAGGCGUGGCGUGGACUCGUGGUGGAGCGUUGGGGGCACUUCGUGCCGCUGCAUUGGGUCUAGGCGGCGUUGAAUGCGACGUCUUUUAUCCGCCCGCACAUUGCCAAUAAUCUGCAUCAUGCAAGCACUUAUAUUUAUUGUAAUUAAGAUAUUUCUCACCUAUAUUUUUUAUGUGAACACAUAUAAGUGUAAACUGUUGUUAUGAUAUAAGAUAUAAAUACAAUGGCUGGUGCAACCUAGAAAAAACGUCGAGAUUACUCUAGGCAAAUAUUUUACAUGUAUUAAAAUAAGAAGCGUUAAUUUCCCUCUCUUAUUAACCUAUAAAUCUAGUGUAGAAGUAUUGAUCUGUAUUUCAGUUUUGAAUAUAUAGUUAGUUAAAUCUAAGUUUUUGUUUGAACUCCACUUACACUUACAAUAAUGUAACUCAAAGCAUCAAAAAUUUGCCUAUUAAAGUUUAUACAAAAUA